AUCCAGUAGAAGGCACCUUCAUGUGUUCAAGUUGUCCUGCUCUGAUUGUCAAGCAGAGGAGAGCACUUUUGCUUCAGCCGCAGGACUAUAGCAAUUAUCUGGUGGAGCAGCGAUCCCGGAUUUAGAAAAAGAAUAAUAAGCACACAGGCUUGGCGAUGUUUGGCACGGUGGUUGUCGGGGUGGGGAUCGCUGGAUCUGUGCGGAUCCGAGACUUGCUGAAUCCUUUGUCUUCCAGCCCUGCAGAGCAUCUGAAACUCGUGGGCUUCGUCUCGAGGAGACCACUGAGCGAUGUUCAGCAAGCCAAUCAAAUUAGUUUACAAGAAGCUCUCGACAACCAGGAAGUCCAUGCUGCCGUCAUCAGCACCGAUAACAAAAACCACGAGGAGAGCAUCAGGAUGUUCCUGGAGGCUGGAAAACAUGUCCUCGUCGAGUACCCUAUGGCAUUGUCUGCAAAGGCAGCCCAUCAGCUCUGGGCGAUGGCAGAUCAGAAAGGCGGCCCGUUGGAUGAAGAACGUUCCGGGUUUCCGGCCUUCAGCGGGAUCGCUCGCCUGACUUGGCUGGUUGACCUUUUCGGGAACCUCACUGUUGUGUCUGCCGCGAGGGAAGAACAGAAAGAGAAGAACUACUCCAGGAUGACCGUGCAGUUUCAGACGGCAAACAAGAGGCCUCUGACUUGGAUUGAAGAAAGGGCGCCAGGAAUGAAACGCGAUAAGACGGUCAACUUCUGUUUCAAAAGUGGAUGCUUAGAAAGCCUCCCCGAAGCCCCCCGUGCGGCAGUCGGCCUCUUCAUGCAAGACCUCAUCCUCUUUGCCAAAAAACUCUUGGGCCAGGUUUCCAAAGAUGAACUGGCUGCAGAAAAGAGGCGGAUUCUGCGAUGCCUUGACCUGGCUGACGAAAUUCAGGCUCACUGUGAGCAGACACCCAAAAUCUACUCUUGAAACCUUUGAAUCUUGCUAUAUAGAGUUACUGCUCCUUGCGCUCCCCCCAAAGGUUAAGAGUUUUCUAACAAAUUCAGGCCUGUCAAAGCACAUUGCGCUUUUAAAACAACCUUUACUGGCCUUUAUAUUGUAUAAUGUCACUUAAUCUGUAACAUAUUUCUAAAUCUAUCAUGAACGCUGAUCUAAGGUUAACCAAAGGGACUCCGAGUUUUAUAGGCUAUCCUCAAUUUAAGAGAUUAGCAGUGAAAGACAUAAGAACACUUCCCUUGGAGUAAGGCCCGUUGAGUAGCUUGCAGUAGGAUUUUGAGUAGACCUGCCUAGGUGGCAGUCAUAGGAAUUUUUCCAGGAAGUAAUUUUUGUGUCUGAAAGUAUCUUCAUCUAAGAGCAGAACUAUGUCUGACCCAAAACAGGUAACUCAGGGUGGAGUUGUCUCCUCAUAAUGCCGUGUCAGAUUAGUCGUGUCUUCUCCCCACGCCUUUCUCAGUCUAACUGGCUGCCACCAGGAGGCAUGAGGAUGACAUGGAUAAAUCUGGCUCAGUGUUACAGGGACUGGAGGGACAAUUUCCUACGCAGGGCUGCCGUUUUUCUGUGGCAGCCCUGGUCAAGUGUUGUAUGAAGAACAUCAACCUGUGUAACACACAACUGGUGAGAGAUGAGCCAAUUCCUUCCACCAUUCUAUGUUGAUAAUGGUUCCCUGGAUUCAUUUUGCCCUACAUUCCACUCCUCCUGAACUGUGGUUUAAUUAUGAGGAUUUCUAAAGUUAAUUUGAGAACUGGAGCAUGCGCCGGUUGCCGUGGCUGUCAGUUCAUUUGCCUCUCUUUUCUCUCUCGUUGUUUUUUCCCAGUGUUCCCAGUCAUUUAAAGAAAGUAGGUUAGCCAUCAUUACAUGGUUUUUAAUAAUGUGUUUAAGAAACGUGAUUAUGUUAAAGAUCUUCUCCCCAACCAAAAAGUAAGAAAAAAAUAAAAGAACAUUUCAGCCCUAACCCGGGGCUUUCCCCCCAGAACCCAGUACAAUAACAGGGGAAAAACCCUCUAUAAAAGCAAAAGAAUUGCUCAUUUUCUGGGGUAACCUGGUUCAUGGGAGGCAAUGGGAAAAGAAGCACCCAGACCCC
Molecule: messenger RNA, 2049 nt
Organism: Gekko japonicus
Lineage: Eukaryota; Metazoa; Chordata; Lepidosauria; Squamata; Gekkonidae
Gene: BLVRA
Product: biliverdin reductase A
Exons: 7
Coding region: 156-938 (260 amino acids)
Biological process (GO): heme catabolic process
Molecular function (GO): biliverdin reductase [NAD(P)H] activity; zinc ion binding; nucleotide binding
Source: RefSeq, a predicted model, not a curated record